CUGCGCUGACUGUUGGAAGCAUCAGAGUGGCUGGUGAGGGACCCGACCCCCCCAACAGGCCCAGGAUGCCAGGAUGCCCAUCACUCAGGACAACGCCCUCAGCAUCCUCCCACUGCUGGAGAACUGGCAAGGGGCUCAGAGCGCAAGAUCACAGCAGGACCACAACCUGAAUCGAGACAAUUCUGGCUUCAAGCAGGUGGAUCAGGACUCCUACCAGAAUGGGGAAGGGGACAGCGUGUGCAGCAGCAGCAGCGUCAACAGCGUCAAUGUGGAGGACAUGUCCCUGUGUCUGGCUGCCAUUCAGAAGCUGGUGGAGUACAUCAAGUUCAACUUUAUGGAGGGUGACACAGCUCCGUCGGUCAGCCCGUCCUCCUAUAGGGAGGGGCUGGACGUCGAGGUCCACGCCGUGUCCCUCAGCAAGGACGAGGGCGACGCCGCCGAGUUCGGCCUCAGCUUCGGGAACAUCCCCAUUUUCGGGGACCCCGACGGGAGGAAGAAGGGAGGCCCGAGGAGGAGGAGGGACCAGGGCCCCAUCAUGGACGUGGGCUGCAUCUGGGUGACGGAGGUGAGGAAGAGGAGCCCGGCGGCCCGCUGCGGUGGUAUCAAACUGAGGGACGAACUGCUGUCACUCAACGGGCAGCUGAUGGUGGGAGUAGAUGUCAGUGGAGCCAGUUACCUGGCUGACCAGUGCUGGAAUGGAGGCUGUAUCUACCUGAUCAUGCUUCGGCGAGUCAAGCGGAAGGCUCCCCUCCCUCCCUGCAACGCCAAUGGCAGCACAGACACUGCUGUUAUCCGCGACAACUGCGAAGACCCGCCGCAGUCCAGAGCCGACCCCGACCUUUCCGACCGCCCGGCAAACGGCAAGCGCACCCGCAAGUUUGGCGUGAUAUCGCGGUCGUCCUCCAACCGGGAUAACCGGGACAGCGGGACAGACUCCGAACUCAAAAGCUGUUACCACGGCUUCAAUGGCUCCUCUGUUCCCGCCGACUCAGUUUUCAGUCCCCCUCCCGAUGACUCGGGUCGCACCCCGUCUGCGAGCACACAGCUGGAGGAAAGCCCGGACGCCUCUCCUCCGGUGAGAGCUGCUCCCCAGCGUCUACGCGGCGGAGGCGCCUCCACCCUGCCCGCCAGGUGUCACAGUCAGCUGUUGGAGUGCAAGAUGGAUUCUUUCAGCAGUGAACCUUCAAGCCAGCCCAUAGAGGGCAGCUACAUCUGGAAGAUGCACAUGGUGAAGGGCGAGGAGGGCCUGGGGAUACAGAUCACAGGGGGGCGUGGCUCCAAGCGCUCCCCUCACGGCAUCAUUAUAGCUCACGUGGAGAAGACGGGCGCCAUUCACAGAGACGGUCGUCUUCAUGCUGGCGAUGAGUUGCUGAUGAUUAAUGGUCAGUCUCUGGUGGGUCUCACACACCAGGAGGCUGUCGCCAUCCUCCGCUCCACCACUGGUCUGGUCCAGCUGGUGGUAGCCAGCAGGGAGGAGUCAGAUGUUGGUUUCGAGCGCUUCCCAUCCACCAGUCUGCCGGAUCUGGUCAGCACCUGCAAUUCCUUGUCCUCCCUAUCUCAGACUGCUCCCCCUCGCUGCUCCCAGCCCUCCAACUGCAGCCCCAAUUCUCACAACCCCUACCUGGUACACACAGAUAUGUACUAUUUGACUAACUUGGAGAAACAAGAAGGACAAAGUCAGGGAGAGGCACCCAAAGGAUCUUGCUGCAGCCCCACGCCGAUGAAGCUAGGCAGUCGAUCCCAGGGGGCGAGCAGUCGUCUGGAGUCAGUGGGUGAGGACGAUGAGCUGUUUGUGGAGAACGGUGUGAGCAGCUGUGAGGUGGUGGAGAAGCCUCCACCGGGACGCCGCAAACACUCCUUACCUCAACAGCUGGACACCGCUGGAGUAAGACAGGAGUAUCAGAUCAUUAAGAAAUCAGCUCGCUCCCUGAGCACCAUUCAAGUGGAGUCUCCAUGGCGACUGGCACAGCCGUCCAUUAUCUCCAGCAUAGUGCUGAUGAAAGGCCAGGGCAAGGGCUUAGGAUUCAGCAUUGUUGGUGGCCAGGACUCGGCUCGCGGUCAGAUGGGGAUUUUUGUCAAAACCAUUUUCCCUCACGGAGCAGCAGCAGCUGAUGGACGACUGAAAGAGGGGGAUGAGAUCCUGGAAGUGAACGGGGAGUCUCUCCAAGGACUCACGCACCAACAGGCCAUUCAGACCUUCAAGCAACUGAAAAAAGGUGUGGUGACGCUGACGAUUCGAACCCGCCUGCGCAGUCCCAGCCUGACCCCCUGUCCGACCCCCACCCUCCUCAGUCGCUCCAGCUCGCCCAACUCCAACAUCAGCGGGGGAACACCCAUCCCGUCAGGGGGCGAGGAGGCUGACACCCACAGGGGCCCCGGUCCUGGUCCCAAAGACUGCAUCAUCAUGGAGGUCACACUUAAUAAAGAGCCCAGUGUUGGUCUCGGGAUUGGAGUUUGCUGUUUGACCCUGGAGAACUCUGCUCCUGGCAUCUACAUCCAUAGCCUGGCACUGGGAUCUGUGGCCAAGAUGGACGGAAGGCUCAGUCGUGGAGAUCAAAUACUGGAGGUGGACUCGGUCAGUCUGCGUCACGCCGCUCUCAGUGAGGCCUAUGCCAUCCUCAGUGAAUGUGGACCUGGACCUGUCAGUCUCAUCAUCAGCCGGCAUCCUAACCCCAAGGUAUCGGAACAGGAGAUGGAUCAGGUCAUAGCUCGUUCCACACACAAAAUGAGCAAAAACAGACCUUCGUCUCACCCCCAAGGUCCGUCCUGUAAGAGCCCCUACCCAACGCUGAAGGACCGGCAGGGAGAUGGCUCCCCUACUCUCAGCUGGACCAUGAAGAGGUUCCUCGAGCCUGCUAGUAGACAGGGGUCUCUAAGCUCAGAGACAGAGUUGUCUCAGUACUUCUCCCAGGACGUUUCCAGCCAGUCCUUCUCGUCCGAAUCCGUGCUCAUGGGCUCCACCAGCGAUGAUGCACUGCACCAGCGGAGCUUCAGCACUUCAAUGGAUGACAGCACAACAAGGCCAACUGCAUUCACUCCUUCUCUUACAGAAGUGGAGAGUUGCUCCGCCCACAAUGCAUCGCAAGAAGAGACGCCUGUUCCUCCCAAUCCCCCCGUAGAGGCAGUUUGCCAGCCCAUCGCUGUAUCUAGCCCCGCCUCCUUGCGUAGCCCACUUCUUCGCCAACGACGGCUGAUGUGCUUCGAAGACGAGCUCAGCGACGAGGAGGACGACAAAACCAGAAACACCGGGCUCUUCCGCGGGCCAACGAAACCGGACUCUGUAAACUUUGGUGAUGGCAGAGCUUCUGAAAUUCCCAAAAGUGAAUCAGCGAUUGUGAAUGCUACAUCGUCGUUAGAUAUAAAUGGAAACAGCAAGGACGGGGAUAUGCAGAGUUGUGGAAGCCAUGAUGUCAAAACACCGCUCUCUGGCAGUUUCUCACAGUGUGAGGAAGGUUUCACCAAUAAGUCUGCGUCACCCACUUCCGAGUCGCCCCUCAUGCCCACCCGAAAAGCAGGGGCUGCAGGCAGUUUGGGCUCCAGGCCCAGCAAUUUGAGCAUCAAUAGUGAGAGCUAUACAAGUCAAGAUGAUGGCCAGUUGGAGUCAAAGCGCUCCCCCAAGCUCGAGCAUAAAGCAGUGAUGCGGGUCAAAAGCAUGAUGAGCAUCGAAGCGCCAAACCUGCCCCAGCAGCAAAAGUCCAAAGCGGAUGAGCCCUCUCCAGGCUCCGGCCCAUCCCAGCCCCCUCCCCAAGCCACCCAGUGUGGAAGAAACCCAAAGAUCACCGGGGGCUCGGUGCCCCAUCCGCACUGCAAGAAGGGAGAUGCCAGUGAGCUUGUGGGUGUCUGUACCAUCGACACCGUGACCCUGAGGAGAAGCGAAGACGAGACGUUUGGUCUUGACCUGGAGAUCAUGUCGUCCCCUCUGAAAGUGGUCGUCAUUGGGCUAAAGCCUGGAGGUGCGGCAGAAAGGGAAACUACGGGAAGCCUGUCUACUGGAGAUGAGAUUGUCAAAAUUGGGGAAACGUCCGUGCGCUCCUCUACUUACCAGGAAAUCUGUGAGCUCAUGCACAACCUUCCCGUUACACUGUCCUUGGAAAUUAAGAGACCGGUUUCAGCUGUAGAUCGACUGUCCAGUUUGAUAAUGUCUUCGGGGAGCAGUGAUGGAGCCACUACACUGCACCCGCCCAGAUCUGUUCAGGGGACAUCUGAUGAAGAACAAGUAAUGGGUGCAAAUUUGGGGAAUUCCAACCACACAACCCAAACAGACUUUCAAACACCCAUUACCAAUAUAGAUGACAUUUUAUCAGUAGUGAGCCUCUGCAGUGCUAAAAAUACACAAAAAGAAGUAUCUAUUGAGCCUGUAUCCUGCCAUGCAAGCAAGCAUACAGUAACCCAGUGUGAGAAAGCUGGCAUUCAGGUUCCAAUACAGUCCAGUCCACUGGACUGUAUUGGAACUCCCUGCAUCUCAGAUGCAGGGAGUGAAAAAGGUGCCAUGCCUCCAGAGGAGACAAACAGCUCUGUUGUUUUCAAUGGAUCACAUACCAAAAGGUCUGAUGCUGGUUCUAAGUCUAUGUACCCCAUAGGAGAUGACAGUGAUUCAAACAGUAACUCCUCCGCUGACAACAGUGUAAUGGUCAAUACAAUUGCCGGCAGUGGAGGCAGUCUUCAUGAGCCCUCCUCAGAUGAGGAGGAAGUGGAGUUCUGUGCUUGUGAUGCCUUGCAACCUGCUGCUGGGGAAAUCUCACAUUUAAUCCAGUCACCCAAUGGUUCCCCAUCUUUUGAGCAUGCCAGCAGUCAAAACACAAACCUGGACCAGACCUCGCAGCUCUCCACUGAUGUCUUACCAACAAACAAUGAAGACUCUGUUACAACAACCCAAUACUGGCAGCGCUCUGAUUUAUUAGCGGUCCCCUCUCCAGUGCAACCAUGCCAAUCUUCCAACAGUACAAUGCCUGUGAAUUCCUCUGAUAGUGCCAUCGAACCCUGUGACAAAUUUAAAGCAUGUGUGACAUCCAGUCCUGGAAGCACUUGCAGAAACCCCUCUCCACUAGAUAUCGACAGUGUCCCUCAGGGUACAACCACUACAAAUUUGCAUGUAGAUGCCUCGCUGACCUCAGCUUCAUUGGAGAACUUGAAUACACAAUCCCCUCAUUUACCUUCGAUGGAGUCAGAGACCUCAGGUUCAAGCAUCGGCCAAUCGGAUACAAGAGUGACAGCAUCAAUGACAAGCAAAGAAAAAGCCUUGGAGUGUAGAACUAAUUUAAACCCCCAGGUUAUCUCCGUGCUUAAGAAGACCUCUGGGCUAAAACUCCUUGAUAGUAUAGACUGUCCCGUGUGGAGUAGUAACUUUAAACUCCAGGUUGAAACUCAAAUAAGACCAAGCACUAAUGCUCCCAAAUUGAAGGGCCUUAGUAUAAGGAGUAUGAACAAACCACAGGAGGAGCCGAUCGGUAGGGAAAGUCAAGUAUCCUUAAACGCCAAUGCUUCCUUGAACCAGUCGCUAAAAUCUCCCCCAACGUCAACCAUGUCCAGCUCUUUGAAGACUCAUAUCAAAUGCCUUGAUUUGCCCAAAGUAAGUGACAGAAGGCAAGCUACAGCUGAGUUCAAGCCUUCAGGUAGCACAUCACAAACCGUGCACAUGGCCAAAGAGAUCCAUUUAAGCUCCAAAGCGGCAGCCAAAUCGCAGAGCCAAUCACACUCCACUGUCACUCAGAGAACAUUUAUAGAAGUUCGACUGUCUUCCCUUUCUGGUUCUUCAUCACCAGUUACGACACACAAAGAAACAGUGAAUUCAGAAGUCUCCAAACCCACUCAAAGAGGCACAGAUGUAGGAUGCAUGCUGUCUCCUGCCAACUCCACUGUAGAAAAAAUGAACGGCACGGUCAGUAACACAGUAUUUAAUUCACUGUGUUCUGCCAAAGAUACUGAUUCAACCACAAGUAGUGUCUCAAAACCCAGUACUAUUGUAGAGACAAGUGAGACCCUAAAGUCCAGCAUGUCCAGACUGUACAUAAAGACGCUUGAAAGGCGAAGCAUCUAUACGGACAGCGCCUUGUCUUCAUGCUACAACCCUUUCUCUGUCCGACAUAAAAUAAAGUCCUUUGAAAAUCUGGCUAACUUUGACAAGCCGUUGGCUAAAAGCAGUGACAUUCAGUCUUACGCUGUGGCGUAUAGAGCCUCGCUUAACCAAAGGAUCGCCGGUUACAUGGGCUCGGUCAAUUCUAUCGACUGCCGGGCACGGCAAAGGAGUUUUAGUUCUUAUGUGGAGAAUCUGAUCCCCAUCGCGCCUUGCUCACCUCUCCUCGGUAAAUCUCCAUCCAGCAUCACACUGAUCAACCUUGAGCUCCCACGUUCAAUCUGUAAUGCAGCUCCCCCGACGUACGACAAUCAAGAGGCUCAAGGUCUCAAAGCUCCAGAUGGGAUGGCACCACAGACCCCACAGGUGCUGCGCAGGAAAAACGGCAAACUUCCCCGCAGCAGGUUGCGGCAGCUCAGGGCUCUCAGCAUGCCUGAAUUGGAAAAACUAUGCACCGAGGACUUUACCAGAGACCAUGAUACGGCCGUGGAUACAACUGAGCCUGGCCAGGAUGCCACCAUACUCCAGAAAGCAACAGCGACUAAGAGCUUCCCACCUUCUGCAUCCCUGACAAAAGCAGAUGUGAACAAGGAAAGCGGAGGUGAUGUUGGAUCCACUGAAGGGACUCCUCAGGGAACCCCAGAGACUCAUGGACAACAGCCUGGCUGGGCAAUCAGUUUAAAGGAGCUGGCCUCUUCUCCUGUGAGUCGGCGUAAGCUGCAAACACUGCUGUCCACCCCGACACUCCAAUCCUACGUGUCGGCCCUGCUUCAGGAGGCAGAGGCCCUCUCAGAGGUGAACCGUAAUACUCACCUCGUGGUUCUGAGUAAAGAGGAAGGCUCGGGGCUUGGUUUUAGUGUUGCUGGUGGAGUCGACCUUGAGCAGAAGGCUAUAACUGUCCAUCGGGUCUUCACCAAAGGGACAGCGAGCCUCGAGGGCACAAUCCAGAGAGGUGACAACAUUUUAUCCAUAAACGGCACCACUCUGGGAGGGAAAACCCACGGAGAGGCGGUGUCUUGCCUCCAUCAAGCCAGGCUGUCCAGUCAAGCCUUAGUGGUUAUCUGGAGGGACGAGAACUGUGAACUGAUCGUCUCUGAUACACAUGACUCGGCUUGCCGGCCAAAGAGGACGUGUUCUGCCAGAAAGAAGUCUUCGGGAGCUGGAGCAGUGGUGGAUGUGGGUCCAGAUGGUGUUUUAACGGUGGAGCUCCACAAGUCCUCUGCUGGCCUGGGUUUCAGUCUGGAAGGGGGGAAGUCCUCAUCCCAUGGAGACAGGCCCCUCGUCGUCAAACGCAUUUUUAAAGGAGGUGCCGCCGAGCUGUCCGGGUUAAUUGAGGUUGGCGAUGAAGUUCUGUCCAUCAACGGCUGUUCUCUGGAGGGCCUCAUGCACCACGAUGCCUGGAAAAUCAUCAAAGCCACUGACGAAGGGCCCAACCACCUCCUCAUCCGCAAACCGAGAACCUGACCGUUAUGAACGAGGAAAUAGAAAAGCUCCCUGAGACGGACCAAUGUGAAACAACCCUCUGAGACAGGGUGUGGACGACAAGUAGCAGUUUCCCCCUUUUAACAGGUUCUCUGAUGGACUUCAUUUGAGAUUUUGUGUUUUGUCUUGUUACAUGUGUUUGUAUGUAGAAAUAGGUCAAAUUGGAUGGACCACUAACUAUUGUGGUGUACAUUGCUGAAUCAUGAUUUAUAUCAGAUGGGAU
Molecule: messenger RNA, 7778 nt
Organism: Anoplopoma fimbria (sablefish)
Lineage: Eukaryota; Metazoa; Chordata; Actinopteri; Perciformes; Anoplopomatidae
Gene: pdzd2
Product: PDZ domain containing 2
Exons: 25
Coding region: 74-7537 (2487 amino acids)
Molecular function (GO): protein binding
Source: RefSeq, a predicted model, not a curated record